CUUGGCCGUAGUGACUCGUCUGCUCCCUAGCUAGUUCGCUCGAGCUGGACGGGAGAACAGACGAAAAGUCGGUACGCUUGUGAAGUCACGGUGCAGGUACUAAAAAUAUGCCACAUUGUCGACCGAGGAACCAUCCAGGUCAAGCCCAGAACCCUUGCUUCCAGAUCACGGGCGGACCGAGGACGAUUGUGUCUCCCAAAUCCAUCGUCAAGGAUGCGAGCCAUCGAAGUCCAAAGUUGAUGGCUGGCUUAGUGGGGGAAAGAGCAUGGGUAGGUUCCCAGAGACCAUGUGCUCAUGGGCCCCGAUACUAUUUCGUACAGGCUCUGUUUCUUCCGCCCUCGAGCGGCGUUUCAAUAGUCAGCAACCGCUUCAAGCAAAAAAAGCAUGAUUCGUCUUUCGCUCCCGGAUGUUUGGCGACUUCCGAAGCGGAAUCAUGACAUCUGGUUCGCAAAGUUCGCCCAAACGGGAAGAGCGCUACUUUGCGCCGCACGCCCGGGUCUGCGACUGCCCGCUUUGAUUGGCCAGAAAGUACACAACAUGCAGCGUAUGUUCGUUUUCGACAAUAGCCACAAGUCGAUCCCUCCAGUUGGGCUCUGGGAUCACUUGGAACAGACAUCGCAACGUAGACAUCGAGUUAGAUGGAGCUCUUUGCCAUGGCGUCGACUCGCAUUUCGCUCCGAAACAGAACUAGCAUCGCUUUUCCAGUCCAGCGAACCCACAGACCAAAUCCACCUAAACAGCAUGGAUGUCAUGUAUCGUACAUAUACUGCUGUGGAGGCGACAGGGUCCAGGGUCCAGACUCACGUCAGGCAGGGUUUUCCGAUGAGAUGGAACGAAGUAUCUUCAGAUAUCGGGAGGCGGUAGGCAGCAAGAGCAGCGCUAUUUGAUGCGAAUAAGUCGGUGUGGAACGAGGAUAGUCGGUGCAUAGUACACG
This is a messenger RNA of Pseudomassariella vexata, 934 nucleotides long. RefSeq lists its product as uncharacterized. The record is from RefSeq and is a predicted model, not a curated record. The coding region runs from base 385 to 864 and encodes 159 amino acids. The transcript has a single exon. NCBI's taxonomy places the organism in Eukaryota, Fungi, Ascomycota, Sordariomycetes, Amphisphaeriales, Pseudomassariaceae.